This is a messenger RNA of Aspergillus calidoustus, 840 nucleotides long. Lineage: Eukaryota; Fungi; Ascomycota; Eurotiomycetes; Eurotiales; Aspergillaceae. The record is from the annotation of a GenBank genome assembly.
AUGCAGCAUGCCCUGACUGAGCAUCAGAGCUCAAACGAUGUCCUCCGUCGAUUGACAGGCGAUAUAUGCGCCGCGACAGCGUCGGCCACCUUGGUAUCACCAGCAGUAACAACCAUCGAUAGGGCAAUUGUCGAGCAAGCGUCCUUGAACCAGUCCCUUCUUCGCGGCCUUCGAAACCAUACGCUCGCUGCCCUGCAGUACCCCGGGCGAUUUGUCUUCAGCGCGCCAUUCCGCAUUAUCUGGACGCUCUACGCAGCAACAUACACCGUUGCAAACGGGACAGAUACAGUUGGCCAUGCGCUAAAGGUCCCCGCGACGGGAAUGAUGACUUUUUUGUCGACGACGUUAGUGAAUGUCCCAACGGCAGUGUGGAAAGAUGUCCGCUUCGCUCAGAUCUACGGGACAAGCAAAGCCAAGGUCUGCGAGGCAGCCCAGAAGCCUCUUGUGCAAAGUCGGAACCUCGUGCGAGGCUCAACGGCAAUCUUCCUCCUACGCGACUGCGUGACGAUAUUCGGCUGCUUCACGCUGGCGCCACGACUGGCAGAUGCAAUACCAGAGUCGAAUUCGCUGGCUUCUCAUCCAAACGCCAGAACGAUCGUCACACAGCUAACGGUACCAAUGCUCACGCAGCUUGUUGCGACGCCGCUACAUCUGCUUGGUCUUGAUCUUUACAUGCGACAGUAUUCGAUGCCGUUGGCGGACCGGCUGGUGCAGUCUCAACGGUAUCUAGCGUCAACGAUGAUAGUGCGGUGCAUACGUAUUUUGCCUGCUUUUGGCUUUGGAGGCUUGGCGAACUUGGAGCUUAGGUCUUUUUUUCAUAGGAUGUUUGGUGUCUCGUGA